Molecule: messenger RNA, 883 nt
Organism: Cantharellus anzutake
Lineage: Eukaryota; Fungi; Basidiomycota; Agaricomycetes; Cantharellales; Hydnaceae
Exons: 15
Coding region: 4-768 (254 amino acids)
Source: RefSeq, a predicted model, not a curated record
ACGAUGUUUACAGUGUAUCAUCUAUUCGUCUCCCAUUUUGGCAUUCCGGUGUUAGCUUCAGUUUGGACUGGUACAGUUUACCAGAUUCUUACGGUCAUUUGUUCCAUUGUCGUCCAAUCUUACUUCGUCCUUCGGCUCCAUCGAUUAAGUGGAACGAUCUGGUUACCAAUGCUGCUCGUUCUUUUAACUUUGGGGCAAAUCGGGACCGGACUUGUGAUCUGUCUCAGAGUAAAUAUUACUCGCGGUGUCCAAAGCAUCAUCCAUCCCUUGCGCCCUCUCAUGGUUUCUUGGCUAACACUAGAGGCAGCGGCCGACCUCGUGAUUGCCCUUUCCGUGUCAUACUUUCUCCAGACGCGACGCACAGGAGUCCGGCAGACGGAUACAGUGUUGCGGAAGUUGACAAUCUAUGCCAUCAACACCGGCUCGCUGACCAGCAUUCUGGCGUUGGUCGUCAUGUUUGCUUUCGCAUUCUACGGCCUCCACUUCGUCCACAUGAUGUUCAUCCUGCCGCUUGGUGGAGUUUAUACCGCGUCCCUUCUGGCAAAUCUACACUCACGCUCGAGACUCCGGAAAGUACUUCAUCGUCAGGGAGAAAACGGCAUUUCAAUACACUUGUCCCGCCUUCCUCCCAGGGUACGCGACAAGAUAAAUGGUGUUGCCCAACCCAUAGAGAUGCGUCAUUCGGGCGAAGGCGCGGGUGAUACUCAGUUAUCGAGCGCAGAUCCCCCGUAUCUUCCGACGGGGAUAGAUGCAGGACAAUCGAGCUGAGGAUCCCCAAAAAUGGCAAGACUGGUCCCUAUCUCCAUAAUUGCAAUCCUGUUCCAAUUUGCUCUAUUGGGCGGAACUUAGCAAUAAGUGCUGAACUGAGUGGCCAAAUCGGUAG